CACCCCCACCCCUCGCCCCGUAGCGCGGUGGCCGUCUAGCUCCAGCGGCCGGCGGAGCGGGCGCGCGCCGGGGUCGCGCGGCUGCCGGAGGGGGCGGGCGCGCGCAGGAGGAGUCGAGGCGUGGAGGGGGCGGGGGACGGCUCGCUGGCUCGCAAGAUGGCGGACGAGGACGGGGAAGGGAUUCACCCCUCAGCCCCUCACCGGAAUGGAGGCGGCGGCGGGGGGUCUGGGCUCCACUGCGCCGGCAACGGCGGCGGGGGAGGCGGCGGCCCGCGGGUCGUGCGCAUCGUCAAGUCCGAGUCCGGCUACGGCUUCAACGUGCGGGGCCAAGUGAGCGAGGGCGGGCAACUGCGGAGCAUCAACGGGGAGCUGUACGCGCCGCUGCAGCAUGUGAGCGCCGUGCUGCCCGGGGGGGCGGCCGACCGGGCCGGGGUGCGCAAGGGGGACCGCAUCCUGGAGGUGAACGGCGUGAAUGUUGAGGGGGCGACACACAAGCAGGUGGUGGACCUGAUCCGAGCAGGAGAGAAGGAAUUGAUCUUGACAGUGUUGUCUGUACCUCCUCAUGAGGCCGAUAACCUAGAUCCCAGUGACGACUCCUUGGGACAAUCAUUCUAUGAUUACACAGAAAAGCAAGCAGUGCCCAUAUCGGUCCCCACACACAAGCACGUGGAGCAGAAUGGUGAGAAGUUUGUGGUGUACAACGUUUACAUGGCAGGGCGGCAGCUGUGUUCUAAGCGGUACCGGGAAUUUGCCAUCCUGCACCAAAACCUAAAAAGAGAGUUUGCCAACUUUACAUUUCCUCGACUUCCGGGAAAGUGGCCGUUCUCAUUAUCAGAACAACAGCUAGAUGCCCGGCGUCGGGGAUUGGAAGAAUAUCUAGAAAAGGUGUGUUCCAUCCGAGUCAUUGGUGAGAGCGACAUCAUGCAGGAGUUCCUGUCAGAAUCUGAUGAGAAUUACAAUGGUGUGUCUGAUGUAGAGCUGAGAGUAGCAUUACCGGAUGGAACAACAGUCACCGUCAGAGUUAAAAAGAACAGUACUACAGACCAAGUAUACCAGGCUAUUGCAGCAAAGGUUGGCAUGGACAGUACAACAGUGAAUUACUUUGCCUUAUUUGAAGUGAUCAAUCAUUCCUUUGUACGUAAGCUGGCACCUAACGAAUUUCCUCAUAAACUCUACGUCCAGAAUUAUACGUCUGCUGUACCAGGCACCUGCCUGACCAUUCGCAAGUGGCUCUUUACAACAGAAGAAGAAAUCCUCUUAAACGACAAUGACCUUGCUGUUACGUACUUCUUUCAUCAGGCUGUGGAUGAUGUAAAGAAAGGUUACAUCAAAGCCGAGGAGAAGUCUUACCAGUUACAGAAGCUGUAUGAACAAAGGAAAAUGGUCAUGUACCUCAACAUGCUGAGGACUUGUGAGGGCUACAAUGAAAUCAUCUUCCCACACUGUGCCUGUGACUCCAGGAGGAAGGGGCAUGUUAUCACAGCCAUCAGCAUCACACACUUCAAACUUCAUGCCUGUACUGAAGAAGGACAGCUGGAGAACCAGGUAAUAGCAUUUGAAUGGGAUGAGAUGCAGCGAUGGGACACAGAUGAAGAAGGAAUGGCCUUCUGUUUUGAAUAUGCACGAGGAGAGAAGAAGCCUCGAUGGGUUAAAAUCUUCACACCAUAUUUCAAUUACAUGCAUGAAUGCUUUGAGAGGGUGUUCUGCGAGCUCAAGUGGAGAAAAGAGAACAUUUUCCAGAUGACGAGGUCACAGCAGAGGGAUGUGGCCACCUAGCCUUGCCUCAUCCUUCCCCUUCUCCUUGUCCUCAUCCUCUUAGCCUUUUGUCUCCCAUGCCAGACAGUAACCAUUAACACAAACGAAGAAAAAAGUCAUAUAUCCCAAAGUCCUAAGCUAAAUGUUAUUAAUACUUCCCCAUGAAUUUCACGUCUCUGGAACUGAGCUGGUAGAGAAGAGCAGGUUGAUAGUGCCAGAAGUCCACUGAGAUCAGACAGAAAUAAGCCCAACCAACUCGCCAAAGGUAUCUUUGUCGUUUUUUCCGGGCCUCAUACCAACAGACUCUCCUUGUACUAUAUUUUUAAAACUGGAACUAUGAACUCCAUCCAUUUGCACUGUUCAAGCAUAUAUAUGUAUGUAUGUAAAAAAUUAUAUAUACACAAAUUAGCUGCACGUAUAUACAUAUAUAUUUCUUUUUAAAUUUCAUAUUGAUGGCAGCACCUUUUUUAGCUUGUGUUUUUACACACCUUCACUGAUUCAUGAUCUCUCUCUUGCUCUCUUUAUUUUGAAACAAACUUUAAAAAGGAAAAAAAAAUUACAGGGAAAAUACCUCUCCUCAUGAAGGACUCGAAAAGUUUACAACCUGCUUGGGUUUUCCCCCUUUUUUGUAUCGAGUACAGUUUCUGGCUAUUGGUUUGCCAUAGAGUCUGAGGAGCAAGGAGUGUAGUGUCUUUAUCUUCAAGAGGGUGCUGAGGAGGAGAAAGGCUGUUUCUCAAGAGCAGUGAGACUGCACGUCUGCAGGGAAUCUAAAGACCCAUGGUCUCAGUUCCAAGUCAGCUUCCUGGUCCGUCGCUCCCACUGUGACUCACUAGUCUGUUCUGCAUCUCCUUCCUGUUUCUUUAGGGCCCAGAGCAGAGUUGAGGGUAGUCUGAGGAGCUUCCAUAGGCAGCUCUUCUUCUGGGAGUGAAGCUUGACAUCGAGGCACAAAGGUUAGACGUGUGGAGCGAAGGAAGGAGGCAGUGCCUCAUAUCUAUAAGGGUUUUACCUCCUCUGUUCCUGUCCCAUAACCACCUGUUUACAUCCUCCAAGACUUCCCUAAACAGUUGUCUGGGGAACGGGUGGCUUGGGUAAACUGAGAGUCUGAGUCUCUGCCAACCAAACCAUAGCCCUCCCCAUGCCAGCUAAGGGCCCAGGAAGAAGUGGAAAUACGCUUGAUGUUGGUUGAUUCCACUUUUUACUUCAAAGGGGACUGGAGAGAAAUCCCAAAGAGUUCUUCAGCUGGGGCUGGGGCUG
Molecule: messenger RNA, 3009 nt
Organism: Onychomys torridus (southern grasshopper mouse)
Lineage: Eukaryota; Metazoa; Chordata; Mammalia; Rodentia; Cricetidae
Gene: Snx27
Product: sorting nexin 27
Exons: 12
Coding region: 157-1776 (539 amino acids)
Biological process (GO): intracellular protein transport; signal transduction
Cellular component (GO): early endosome
Molecular function (GO): protein binding; phosphatidylinositol-3-phosphate binding
Source: RefSeq, a predicted model, not a curated record